AUGGGCGAUGACACAGCUAAACCGAGUGGUCGCAAACGCGGCCGUCCGCGAACUGUGACCGAUGAUCAAGAAGUACCAGAGAGACGUCGCAAACAACUCCGGCUCGCGCAGCAGGCAUAUCGCAAAAGAAAGGAGACCACGAUCGGUAACCUCCAGAAUCGCGUACACGAAUUAGAAACCGGCAUCGAGAAUAUCAGCCAGUCUUUCCUCUCCUUCAGUAGUCUUCUUAUAGAAGAGCAACUUCUUUCACAAUAUCCACAUAUCGCAUCGGCUCUUCAAACCAUAACUCAGCAAUGCGUGUCGCUUGCGAAGGCCGGGAGUGAUGAUCCGACUGAGGGAGCCCUCACCCUCGUUCGGGCCGCAAAAGACUCUCAAGCCACAAAUAAUAAUUCAGCCGCAUAUUCAGAAGCUUCGACCGAUGCCGAGGAUAUAAUACGAUCAGCCGCUAUGGGCUGGCCCGGCCCUCCUACUCCACCAUAUCAAAGUCAAUCUAUCCUUCCAUUCGACCUCGCCAUGUCAUCACCCACUGUUCAAUUUCCUCAUAUCACUCCGCCAUUAUCGAACUCCCCUUCAACACUAGAUCUCCUCUCUAGUAAUAUAGUGCCUGACAGGCAGUGGAAUAUCGCACAACGUCUAGUCCGAACUUGCUGUCAGGGCGGAUAUCGCCUUCUCAUCGACAAUCCAAACAGCCCCGCAGUCCCGCAUAUCUUCGGGUCUGUUCUGAGUCUGCCAGAACGCAAUCGUAUGAUCUCAGGCUUUUCCGAUGUCAUUCAGGACAAGACCGGUGCCUUGACGGAUCACAAGGCUAAUGUGCUUCACGCCCUUCAGUCCAAUAUGAACACAUUCACGAACGAACAACUCCAGGUCUCGUCUAAAAUAUGGCAAAUCGCGCUCGAAUCAGCUUCCGGUGAGUGGCUGGACGCCAUCGGAGUGCAAGGAUACCUGCGCGACAAGAGAGCGAUCUUUGAGAACAUGCCUGAUUCCUCUGGCCGUCUUGAAUACUCUGUCUCGCCAUCAAUUGAUAUGACGACCUUCAUCAAAUCCCUUGCAAAAGAAGCCAUAUGCGUUGGGAAUGGACCGGCAUUCCGACGACAGAGCGUUGAAAGGGCUCUUCGUCUGGCAACGAUGAAUGUGCCGUGGGAUUUCGAGAAUCUUUGUGAUUUAUAA
Messenger RNA from Penicillium roqueforti, 1167 nucleotides. RefSeq names its product bZIP transcription factor. NCBI's taxonomy places the organism in Eukaryota, Fungi, Ascomycota, Eurotiomycetes, Eurotiales, Aspergillaceae. The coding region runs from base 1 to 1167 and encodes 388 amino acids. The record is from RefSeq and is a predicted model, not a curated record. Gene Ontology annotation, biological process: regulation of DNA-templated transcription. The transcript is spliced from 3 exons. Gene Ontology annotation, molecular function: DNA-binding transcription factor activity.